Molecule: messenger RNA, 1398 nt
Organism: Oenanthe melanoleuca
Lineage: Eukaryota; Metazoa; Chordata; Aves; Passeriformes; Muscicapidae
Gene: TRIM35
Product: tripartite motif containing 35
Exons: 6
Biological process (GO): positive regulation of apoptotic process; innate immune response
Molecular function (GO): protein binding; zinc ion binding
Source: RefSeq, a predicted model, not a curated record
GAGAGCUCCUCGCUGGACGAUCUCCGCGUCAACCACACCCUCAACAACCUGGUGGAGCUGAUCCUGCGGGACGAGGGGCAGCGCCGGAGCCGCGGAGCCGCGCUGUGCCCGGCGCACCUGGAGGAGCCCAAGUUUUUCUGCCUGGAGGACAAGGAGCUGGCGUGCUUCGCCUGCCAGAACUCCAAGCAGCACGAGGGGCACAAGAUGAGGCCGGUGCGGGAAGCGGCGGCGGAUUUCAGGGCCAAACUGGCGAACAUGGAGUCUUCCCUGCGGGAAAAGGCCAAGGAUUUCGGGACCGUGCGGCGCUCCUACGAAUCCAUCUCCCGGCACAACGAGGCGGAAUCGGCGCGGCUGGAGCGGCAGGUGAAGUGGGAAUUCGAGAAGCUGCACAAAUUCCUGCGGGACGAGGAGCAGGCGGUGCUGGAGCAGCUCUGGGAGGAGGCGCGGCGGAAGCGGGAUCUGAUCCAGGGCAAGAUGGAGCAGCUGGCCGAGGAGAGCCAGGCCCUGCUCAACGAGGCCGGGCAGCUCCAGGCCGAUCUCAAGGAGGACGACUACACGUUCCUGAUGACCCACAAGAACCGCAAGAGGAGGAUCGCCUGCACGGCCGAGGAGCCGGAAGCUGUUCCCUCGGGAAUGCUCCUGGAUGUGGCCAAGUACCUGGGAUCGCUCCAGUACAACGUGUGGAAGAAAAUGCUGGACACCAUCACGGCAGUCCCUUUCAGCCUGGACCCCAACUCGGCCGCCGGCUGGCUCUCGGUGUCCGAGGACCUUUCCAGCGUCUCCAACCACGGCUACAAACUCUCCGUGGAAAACCCGGAGCGCUUCACCUCCGCCCCCUGCAUCCUGGGAUCCCGCGGCUUCUCCGAAGGCUUCCACACCUGGGAGGUGGAUCUGGGCGGGCUCACCAACUGGAGGGUGGGCGUCUCCCGGCCCCACAGAGGCUCCGACUGGACUUUCCACCACGAUUCCCGCUCCGGAUUCUGGUACAUCUACCACCUUUCGGGCAAGGACGAGUGCCGGGCGUCCAACACCGUGCGCUCGGAAGCGGCGCCGGGAAACCUCCGGCGGGUCCGGGUGGAGCUGGACUGCACCGAGGGGGAAUUGUCCUUCUACGACGCCGACCACCGCAGCCACAUCUACACAUUCCACGAGAAGUUCGGAGGAGUCGUCUUCCCCUAUUUCUACGUGGGAGGGCCCCAGGGAGGAGCCAAGGCCAAGACGCUCCGGAUUUGCCCGCUCCGUGUCCGUAUCCACGAGGAUAUCCCGUCCUAGGGGGUCUCCUGCCUCCUGGUGAGGGUUUUCCCAGGAAAAAUUAAAAAAAAAAAAAAGCAGGGUUAAAAAUAAUGUUUGUUCGUAAUGCCUCAGGUUUUUAUCGUUAAUAAAUAUUAAUAAAGUCUC